CCACGAGCUCUGGCUGGUGCCAGUGCUUCCAAAAUUGCACCGUUGGAGGUGGUGUUGUUCCGAUGGGGCGCUUCAAAAUUCAACACCUCAAAGUCAUCAUACUGAACUGAGGUGAAAACAUAAUAUAAAAUGGCGUCACCGCCUCUUCCUACCGCGGCCCAAGCUCCUCCAGCUGCGUUCCCUGGAGCAGGCUCACCUGCUUUGGGAGCGCCACCUGCUGCUGAAGCAGCACCACCUCCAGGCCCGCCUGCUGCAGGUGCACCACCACCAACAGCAGAAGUACCACCGGCACCAGGAGCACCCCCAGCACCAGGAGCACCCCCAGCACCAGGAGCACCCCCAGCACCUGAAGCACCCCCAGCACCUGAAGCACCCCCAGCACCUGAAGCACCCCCAGCACCAGGAGCACCCCCAGCACCAGAAGCACCCCCAGCACCAGGAGCACCCCCAGCACCAGGAGCACCCCCAGCACCAGAAGCACCCCCAGCUCCAGAAGCACCACCUCCAGCAGACGGCGCAGCACCGGCUGCUGUCCCACCUUCAGAUGGUGUACCUCUUGCUUCCCCACCUGCAGAUGGGGCUGCCCCUCCUCCAGUUCCAGACGCUGCCACGGGCGAGCAACCUCCGGCGGGACAAGUUGCAAUACCCCCCCUUCGCCAAAACUCAGAAUUGCGAAAUCGGAUAUCCAAGAUGCUUGAUAAUAUACCGUUCAAAGAUUCUGGCAAAAACAAGAAGGAAUACCUAGCUGCUGUGAAGACAUAUGAGGAAGUUGUUGGAGGCCAAGUUCUUAGUGCAAAAAUGUACAUUCAAACAAGGCCAAAAUCUGAUGAGGCUGACGAUGACGACUAUUACAAUGACCGGAAAAGACGCAGUAGCAAAGACAGACAACGCAGCAGAAGCAGAGACAGGGAUGAUCAGAGAAGAUAUGAUAGAGAUUGGGAUGACCGUAGGGGCCCAGAAAGGGAUGGUUUUGAUCGAAGGGAAAGAUAUGACUUGGACAGGGAAGUUAGAGGACAACGAGACUUUGAAGACUUGCGCGGUGAUCGCCCUCGAGACUUUUUUAAUAAUCCCGCCGCUCAAGAUCUGUACAAGGCGGGUUUAAGACGGUCUGAGGGGCGGUUCUUCGACGAGGAAGGGGUACGAGGACCCUUCAUUCAAAAUGUUCCAGUCCCUUCGCAAGCUCUUGCGCCUAGCAUAUCUGCAGGUGUUAUUACGGGCGGCGGUGUACUUGGUGUUAUGCCUGCAUUCCCAAUGGGCGUUCCACAGAUGAGCCCACCAACGUUAAACGCACAACCUACUGCAGCGCAGUUAGCUCAAGCAACACUGUACAUGCCGCCGCAACUGCCAUCGCCUAUGGCCCCGCAGAUGCUGCCUCAAAUGCAACAGCAGAUACCGCCCCAGAUGGCUCCGCAAAUGCCUCCUCCGCAAAUGCAGCCACCAAUGCCCCCUCCACAGAUGCAGUCACCAAUGCCCCCUCCACAGAUGCAGCCACCAAUGAUUCCUCCACAGAUGAGUCCACGGAUGCCUCCUGGAGAAAUGCAAGUGCCCCAGCAAGGAAUGCAAACACAAAUGUCUCCUGCACAAAUUCUGCCUCAACAAGGCGUACCUUCAACGGCUACUCAUAUGAGCCAGCAGAUGGGCCAAGUGCCUCCGCAAACUGCUUAUCAACAAGCCGUCUCGACUGCACCUCGCGUUAUGGGUCCAACUGGUUCUGCUCAGACGCACGUCGGCACGGGAGCUCAAAUUCACCUUCAAAUACCACCAAAGGGAGACCUUUAUGACUAUGACGAGCUUCAGAAGGUUCAGAUAACACGGCCAAAAGUUUCAAUUUCCCUGGAGGUAUUAAAUCCGCCUACGCCAGCAUCAGCGGCGGCACGAGCACCCGAACCGGCAUUACGACCAAGCCAAGUAUCACCGGCCCCCCCACAACGUACCGGCAUCCUUAGUAGGGCCGAAAGGGUUAUUCAGAGGAUCAAGCAGCAGCUGGCUCUGUUCGACCGAAGAGGUGAAGCUCUUCCAGAAGCAGAUAAAAACGUUGUACUACUGAGAGCAGAUGAUUACAGCCUAGAGGUGCAGACGUUCCCCAAGGCGGCUCAGGCUUCUAAGAAGCCCGAAGAGUUAAAGGCGGAAGGUGGUGUCAAAAAGGAUUCUGAAGAAGCCCCCAAGCCAGACAUUUCGUCUGCAAAACAGGAAGCAAACGAUGAACAGUCAAAGGAUCCACUAGUUACGAAAAGGAAGACUUCAGGAAAAGCUGAAGAGGAGGAGCCAAAACGAAAGUCCUUUGAUGACGAAGAUGGGCCGAAAAAAGCUUCAGAGACCAAAGCGCAGGAUGAAGAAACAGAAGAUAAACCAGCAGAAGAGGACAGCACGAAGAAGAAACCGAAGGAAGGUCCUGCAGAAGAGGAAUCUGACGAAAAACCGAAGAAGAAAACCAGACGGAAGAAAGACGAGAGUUCUGACUCAGAUGGAAAGUCGGCAAAGAAAACAGAAAAGAAGAGGAAGAAAAGGAAAGGUGACUCCGAUGAAGAUGACGAAAGCAACGAAAGCAGUCGUAGCGGCGAGAGAGAGAUAGAGUCUACAAAGAAAGGCUCUAGGCGCAAGAAGGCUGAAGAACAACCCUUACAGCCAGCAGUUUCAGGAGGGAGGAACAUGCAGCAGUUCAUUAUGCAAGUUAAAUUGCCAGAAAAGAAGAGUGCCAGGGAACUAGAAAGGGAAGAAGACAUGGAAAGAGAGCGGAAGCUGAGACGGGAAAAAGAACGCGACGACGAAGACAGGAGGAGACGAAGGGAGCGUAACCGGGACAACGAAAUCGCACGUGAGAACAUAGGAAUUGGAAGAGAAAUUGACAUGAGAGAUCGUUCCAGAGGUUACAGGGAAAAGAACGAUCGCGGUACAACUAUACCUAAUCAUAAUGACAAAGCCGUAGCCACACAUGACUUCACAGUUGAGAUUUCGCAAGAAGGUCAUUUACAUAGUCGGCAACUCGACCAACCACAGCAACAAGCACUCCAGUUACAAGCACCGACGACCUCGCGUGUGAUGCAGCCCCGAUAUCCACUCUAUCAAAUGCAGCCAUCACUUCGUCAACCACAGCUAUCACCACUACAACUGCCACCUCAGCCUCAACCCUUUGCGCAACAGGCUCCUAUGGGGGUGUACCAACGUGAAACGCCACAUUGGUUACCAAUGCAGCAUCAAGGAAUAGCGUCCGGAAAUGACGCCACAUUUGUCACGCAAAGCACGAAUGUACAAGCUUUGGCAUCUACUCAAAUUAUUGCUGCACCACCGGUAGAAAAACCUAAGAAACUCACUACGGAAUGGUGGAGCCGUAAGGUAGAGGACCGUGGAAAAGGACCUCCGCACCGCAUUCGAAGUCAGGUUGCGGCGUUCGAAGAGAAAUCGCGUGAACGUUUACCCAAGCGAACUUCGCGCACAUAUCGUUCACGACGAAACCGAGAAGGUGAUGAUGAUUAUGAGGACGAAGACUACUAUGAGGAAGAUUACGACGAUUAUGAUGACUAUGAUGAUUAUGAGGAUGACAGGCCGGCUCGUUACCAAUACGAUGUCGAGCGGGACCACCACAGAAAAAGGUCGCGCUCCAGACCCCGAGACGACUACGAGGACGACAGAGCCACUUGUCAAAGAGAAGACUUAGAAGACAGGAGGGAGUGGAGAGAAAAUAGAGAAGUCUUUAAACGAACAUCGGAUCCUCGGGAACGAGAGUAUUGCACAGACGGUCGAAGCCCUCGCUGUAGUCAAAGCGAUGUCCAAAUUGUACAGCGUCGUACGCGGUCAAAGGAGUAUGCCAUAGAACACCAACAGCCAAUCGAAGAAAUCGAACGUGUGAAUGUAUCGCAGAGGUCACGUUCGCACGUUUCUGAUGUUGAGUGUAACUGCUCACAGUCACUGCCCAAAGAGCCUAAUGUAAGUAUACACCUGUCUGAGACCAUCAUAGAAGAACCUCCUCCACCCUCUCCCCCGCCUCCCCCACCAAAGCCACCAAAGCCUCCUCGACCAAUAUACAUUAUUGCGCCACCACCACCUCGGAGGUCUACCGAAAAAGUGAUCGUCGUCACACGUCAGCCUCAAAUCAUUGUUGAACAAAUUCCUCGACCACCCAUGCUGAUACCGAGGGAGGUUACUCAACUCAACCCAAAGAAGCCAAAAAAAUUUCCAAAAAUACACGUGAACAGGUACUCCGAAUUUGCCGCAACAUUUACGAUGUGUCCUCAAAAGAAACUUUCGAAGAUGGUCCCACAGGCUGUUAAAGGUCCCCAAGGACCAAACGACGAUCCCCCAAACACCCCUAGUGUGCCAGACAAACCUUCUAAAGACAACGAACCCCCUGUCGAAGAACCCCAGCGGCGUGACAAGUCACCCGCACCAGACGAUGAACAUAAACAACCAGAACAACCCAAGGUAGCGACGUCCGACCGAGGUUUAAGCGGCCCUUCUGCGCAUGAGGUCAUCCAUGCAAAGCCAGAGGAACAGCCAAAAUGGGACCCCAGAAAUUUCAACGUGUAUAAUGUCGAUAUCCACUCCUCUGUAUCUAUCGAAGAGAGGAUUGUCAAGAGAUGCAUAGAAAGGGCUAAGCAGAAAAGGAACAGCAAAGCCAAAGUUGCAAGACGAUCACCUUCACGACAAUCACCUUCACGACACGCGGAAAGGAGCGUUGAAGACGACGAAACGGACGAUAGCGAGGAGGAGAAACCCGAGAGCUCUAAGAGGCUUAACCCGGCGCCUAAGACGUAUAAAUCUGAUUGGGCAGGUACGGUUAACCAACGGGUGCACUAUUUCGAACUGUCGAAAAGUGAACCUGGACCCGCUAAAAUAGUCAGUAAGACAAGGAUUGUUCGAUCGUCGGAAGAAGAGGAUGAAGAUGCGAUGACGAGGAGGCAUGUGGAUUACAUCACCGAUCCAAAUUACGAUGCACCCCAAAUGUGCAAUUCCUAUGCAUUCAUGACUCUGCAGGUCGCACCACCGCCUCCUCCUCCUCUUCCGGAACCUGAACCUGAGGAACCACACAGACCACAUCCACAGUGUAAAGUAGUCUACCUGCUACCUAAAGAGCGCAAAGAGGAGGAGGACCAUCCAUUGAGAGUGCAGUACGUCACCCUGUAUGAUAAGUUUAUUAGUUGGGUUUACCCUGGUCGGUCUACUCAUGAGCAAGCGCCCCAGCCGUCUAAGCGUAGUUCAUCAACUGGCAAACAAAGCGCUUCGACCAGCAAACGGAGCCUAUCGGCAAGCAAGCAAGGUCCCAGAUGAACGUUUACAAUUGCUUCCACUCGAAGAUUCUGGAGGCUCCUUCUGGUACUGACGGAGAAACCGUUGAAUGGAAGGAAAGCGGAACGUAUUAAAGCCUUGCGUGGAUUA
This is a messenger RNA of Ornithodoros turicata, 5373 nucleotides long. RefSeq names its product YLP motif-containing protein 1-like. Lineage: Eukaryota; Metazoa; Arthropoda; Arachnida; Ixodida; Argasidae. The record is from RefSeq and is a predicted model, not a curated record. The transcript is spliced from 3 exons. Bases 130 to 5265 code for a protein of 1711 amino acids.